Juglans microcarpa x Juglans regia is the source of this 5633-nucleotide messenger RNA. RefSeq names its product protein HUA2-LIKE 3-like. Gene Ontology annotation, biological process: response to oxidative stress; regulation of transcription by RNA polymerase II. The record is from RefSeq and is a predicted model, not a curated record. Gene Ontology annotation, cellular component: nucleus. NCBI's taxonomy places the organism in Eukaryota, Viridiplantae, Streptophyta, Magnoliopsida, Fagales, Juglandaceae. The coding region runs from base 386 to 5356 and encodes 1656 amino acids. Gene Ontology annotation, molecular function: transcription coregulator activity; glutathione peroxidase activity; double-stranded DNA binding. The transcript has 16 exons.
CCACUCCUCUAAAUCAUUUGGAAAUUACGCUCCCACCCAGCGUAUACUAGCCUGCCCAGUGCCCACCACCUAACCAACUCAUAUCUUUCCGUGUAUCCCCCUUCUUCCACAACAUCCACCUCUCUCUCUCUCUCUCUCUCUCUCUCUCUCUUUGUUUGUGCUAAAUUAGGGUUUCCUGCGGAAUCAGCCGUUUCUUUCUGUCUUUCUAUCUCCCCCUUCUGAAACCCUCUGUGAUAUCAAUGCCUGGAAAUUUCUUCCUUGAGGAUUCCGUACACGGUGCCAAACCGCUCCAUUUCACGGGCUGUUUGGCCUUGUCUUUGGAUAUUUCGGUUCAGUCGGCUUCGACUCGCUUUCCCUGAUUUAUUGUUUAGGGUUCGAGUCCCCGAUGCCGCCCAGCAGAAGGAAAGGGGUUAGCAAAGCCGCCGCAGCUGCCGCGGCGCGCCGGCAAUGGAAGGUUGGCGAUCUUGUGCUCGCCAAAGUCAAAGGGUUCCCUGCCUGGCCUGCUAAGGUAGGAGAGCCAGAGAGAUUGGGUUUCACAGCUGAUUGGAAGAAAGUGGUCGUCCACUUCUUUGGCACCAAGCCGGAACAGAUAGGCUUCUGCAAUCCUGCUGAUGUUGAAGCAUUUACUGAAGAGAAGAAACAGUCUCUUCUGGUCAAACGGCAGGGCAGGAGUGCUGAUUUUUUACGGGCCAUACAGGAGAUUAUUGAUAGUUAUGAGAAGUUAAAGGAACAGGACCAACUCAACAAUUUUAACUCCAAUGAUGAUUUGACACCAGCAAAGGGCGGGGAUUCAGUAGAUUUAUCAGCCAGGCACCUUGGAGAAAAUGAUCAGAAAGAAGCUUCUGAAGCGACUCUUAAUUCAGAGUUAAAAACUUCGUAUUCUACAAUAGAUAAAAAUGAGCCAAGUCUUCUGGUUGAGGGUACCUUAGAUGCAACACCCAACUUUGAUAUGCUUAAUAAAGAAGCCUUAGGGGAGGAAUCCGCUGAUACUGCAGUGGUUACAGAAACACCUUCGUUGACUACUUACUAUUCAAAAAAAAGAUCUAGUCUCUCACAACCACGGAGCAGUGUCACACAAACAAAGGCUCAAAGGUCUAGAAGCUCAUCAAGGCUGGAAUCCCGUCGAUCCCAAAGCUUCAUGAUGCCAUGUAAUGGAGGUGGCAAGAAUGCUGGAGACAUAAUAGCCAAUGUAAUUCCAGAUGGUUCUUUAAGAAGGAAUAAGAGGAUCAGGAAAUCAUCAGAUGUGUCUGAGUCAGAUGAUGUUGAUUCUGCUGCUUUUGUUUCAAAUGGUAGCAUUGAAGGAAAUAGUUCUGAAAUUGCAACAGUUGACUCUGAUGCCUUCAGUCUAAAUGAAGGUAGCACGAUAGAGUCUGGUUGUAAACUUGAGCACUCUGACAUGGUUGUUGAAUGUUUGGAUGGAGAUUUUAAGUUGAGCAAAGCACUUGAUCUUCAAAUAAAGGCUGUUUUCAUUAAGAAGAAAAGGAAACCAAACAGAAAACGAGUAACUAAUAAUACAGCUGGGCCUCCCGCUACAUUGGACAAGGACAUGGGUUUGGAGGUUUUAGCGCAGAAUGCCAGUCUAAAUUCACAAAGUUAUGAAAAGAUGAAUGAAAGGUGUUUGAAGGAAGAUGGAGAUGAGCACCUACCUUUGGUGAAACGAGCAAGGGUGCGGAUGGGAAAAUCAUCUUCUGUGGAGGAGCUCAGCUGCUGUUCACAAACAGAAGGGAGAAUUAUGGAGGAAUUGAUGGUUAAUCGAUCAGAGCAGAUUGGCAUUGCUGCGAAAGGUGACAAUAAUAAUCUUGCUGACGGGGACUCAUGUUUGGUGAAUGGAACUCUGGAUAAUGUAUCAUCACCUUCAGAACGUUGCAAUCAACUUUUGGCAAAUAGAACUCUGCCUUGGAAAGUUCGGAAUGAACAAUCAUUUGGCUGCUCAGUGGAUGGCGAAGCUGCUUUACCUCCAUCUAAACGGCUUCAUCGUGCUCUGGAAGCCAUGUCAGCCAAUGCUGCUGAAGAAGGUCGAGUAUGUAAUGAAGCAUCACCUACCUUAAAGACUCUAGAUAGCGGCUGUUAUAUCCCUCACAUGGCUGGGGAAAGCAAAGUAGGGAAUGGUCUGGAUUUGCUGUAUAUGGACUCUCAUGGCAGUAUUUCUACUCCAGUUGGAGGUUCUGGAUUUGCUACAAGUCUAAAUCCAAUAAUCUUGGAGGAAAAUAUUAAAUCAUCAAUGGAUAUGGACUUCUGCAAUCAGCCGGUUGAUAUUUAUAAGACCCAAAAGGAUAAAUCUUCCGAGGAUGUCUUCCCUGAUGCUGGGGACCAUAUUGAUUUAGGGUCUUUUGGCACUCAUGCUGUUAGAACUACAGUUCCAACACAAAGUCCAGGGUAUUUGUCUCCAAAUAUUGGUGAAAGACAGGCUAAUUCUGGUUUCAAUGAGACUUCAUCGGUUCCUUUGUCAUCUCCAAAGAAUGGAGAUGAUACGGAAAAUACCCAAUCGAGCAAUUGUAAAACCAAAAUUUGUGAUAAAGGUGUUGGUCCUUCAGAGAAUACUGGGAUGAGUGCAGGCCCUGUCUCCUGUUUUAAAGAGAUUCUUAAAGCUUCACCUGGGAAGUGUUCCUUUGCACUUCAGUACAGGGCAGAGGUGGGUGCUGGUUGUGAGGAUGAUAAAUGUUCGGAGCGUUCGCUGGAUGAGAAACAGAAAGUAAACGGCAUGUGUGAGGUUGUUAAAGAUGUCAAACAUUAUCAUUCAAAGGAGCGUCCUAGUUCUAGUUCCUUUUCUGAUGAUCACCUUGGUGAAAAGGACAUCUUGGGCAUCAGGUCAAGUCCAUCAACAACAGAUGCGGGAGAUUCUCUUGCACAAGCAUCUCCCCUCCAUACCUCAAAUCAUAACAUGUCCACUUCAGAUAGUAGUACUUUUGUUCAAAAUAAUGGCAGCUGUACUCCUUAUAUGCAUUUGCAUUGCAAGAAAACUUUGUGUGCUUCACUUGUUGAAGAAGAAAAAAUUGAGUCAGCGGCAACUCAAAGACCAAAAUCUGUAGGCAAUCAUGGGGAGGCACAUGUUGCUCUAUCAUCUUUUGAGGCAAUGCUUGGAACAUUGACAAGGACAAAGGAGAGCAUCGGUCGGGCCACACGCAUUGCUAUUGACUGUGCAAAGUUCGGUGUGGCUGCUAAGGUGGUGGAAAUCCUUGCUCGAAAUUUGGAAACGGAAUCAAGUUUACAUCGGAGAGUGGACUUAUUCUUCCUUGUAGAUUCUAUUACUCAAUGUUCUCGAGGUUUGAAAGGUGAUGUUGGUGGUAUCUACCCUUCUGCUAUCCAAGCAGUGCUGCCACGCUUAUUGUCAGCUGCUGCUCCUCCUGGAAAUACGGCACACGAAAAUCGUAAGCAGUGUCUUAGGGUUUUGAGACUUUGGUUAGAAAGGAAGAUCCUUCCAGAAUCCAUUGUACGUCACCAUAUGCGGGAAUUGGAUUCCCUUAGCGAUUCAUCUUCUGCUGGUCCCUACUCUCGGCGCUCAUCAAGGACCGAAAGAGCCUUAGAUGAUCCUGUUAGAGAAAUGGAGGGUAUGCUUGUCGACGAAUAUGGAAGCAAUUCAAGCUUUCAGCUUCCUGGGUUUUGUAUGCCCCGUAUGCUCAAGGAUGACCAUGAAGGAAGUGAUUCUGAUGGAGAGAGUUUUGAAGCAGUCACUCCUGAGCAUAAUUUCGAAUCUCGUGAAGAACAUGAAUCGAUCCCUGCAAUCAAAAAGCAUAGACAUAUCUUGGAAGAUGUUGAUGGUGAACUUGAAAUGGAGGACGUGGCUCCCUCUUGUGAAGUGGAAUCAAGUUCAUCUUUUCAAGUUGCUGAAGUCAAUGCUGUUCAGACUUUGCUUAAUCAGUAUGAACAGCAUAUUCCACUGCCCUUUGCUCCCCCACUUCCUCAAGAUGUGCCACCUUCAUCCCCACCACUACCGUCAUCCCCUCCACCUCCUCCUCCUCCGCCACCCCCUAUCCCCCCUCCAUCUUCUACGUCUGAUACCUACACCUGUGGUGUUGAUUCCCAGCUUUACAUGGGUACACAUAAUAUCCGAGACAACUUAGUUCAAUCUGUGGUUCAGCAGCCUGUUGCACCAAGAGUUGACCAAACAGUACAUUACCGUUCUCCUGAAUGUAGAGAUCCUCAAAUGCAGAUGCCUGAGUCUGCCUCCUGCUCUUUCAGCAAUUUUUCUGUACAACCAGUGAAUAACGGUCGCCAAACUAAUGGUGAUACCUUGCGUGAUAAGGCCUACUCUUUACAACCACCUCAGCCUGCACCAUCAAAUCAGUUCUCUUAUUCUCGGGGAGAUCAGCGUGUAAGGCCUCGGAGGGAUGUACCACCGCCUUCCUACUCCAGCAGAUUCCACCAUGUGCAGAAUGUUGGUAGAGAAAACUCUUAUAAUAACCACGAGAGAAUGAAACCGCCCCCAUAUGAGCUUCAUGAGCGCUGGAGGUUUGCUGCACCCUUUUCAGGUCCAAGAUAUCCUGACAAAGGAAAAAUGUCAUAUGCGUCUGCUCCAUUUGAUGGCCCUCCAUGUGAGCCCACAAGAUUACCAUGCCAGGGAUGGAGAUUUCCCCCUCGCACAAUGAAUCACAGAAACUCCAUAUCUGUUAGACCCCCGUUUGAUGGUCCAAUUCCAGUGGCAGGCAGAGGUUCCAACACUACGAAAAUCAAGCUCCUCAACGUAAGCAGCUGCUGUAACGUGAGGCACUCCCGAAGUCCCCCCCUCUCAACCUCAGAACUUCUUCUGGUGCUCCAAUCUCAGAAGGAAAAUCCUGAUAAAUCGAAUCAGCGUCAAAUACAUAAAACAAGAAAGGUGAAACUUUUCCAUUCCAGAGACGCAAACAUGGGUGCUUCUCAGUCAGUCACAGAGCAAUCUAUCCAUGAAUUCACUGUCAAGGACGCGAAGGGUAAGGACGUUGAGCUCAGCAUAUACAAAGGAAAGGUCCUUCUUGUGGUUAACGUUGCAUCCAAAUGUGGGUUUACAGAUUCGAAUUACACCCAGUUGACUGAGCUUUACAGCGGAUACAAGGACAAAGGUUUGGAGAUCUUGGCAUUUCCAUGCAAUCAGUUUUUAAAACAAGAGCCUGGGACAAGUGAGGAGACGGAACAAUUUGCAUGCACAAGAUACAAAGCUGAAUAUCCAAUAUUUCAAAAGGUUCGUUGCAAUGGGCCAAAUACAGCGCCUCUCUACAGGUUCCUCAAAGCAAGUAAAACUGGAUUCAUGGGGUCUAGGAUAAAGUGGAAUUUCACCAAGUUCUUGGUGGAUAAGGAAGGUCAUGUCAUCGAACGCUAUGGCCCAACCACUACUCCUUUGUCCAUUGAGGCCGACAUCAAGAAAGCACUGGGAAUUGCAUGAGACUUAAGUAGUUGGUUCAGCUCGAAUGAAGAAAGUUAAUUAUGGACAUCAAUAAAUGAGCAAAUGUACUAUAUUGGAGCCACUAUCCUCUGCUGUUACGUUUUAGACAUUCUCAUGUCACAUAUCUGUAUUUGCUUUUUGGUACCCCACUUCAACUGUGUCUAGUUUUUAUUGUAAUUGCCAGGUUCUAUGUUUUUGUAUGGUUUGAAUGGCAUUAGAACUCUAUCCAUUUAAUAUUGUUGUUCAAUGGAAGUGCAAAUUAUUUUGUUUGGAACAA